Molecule: messenger RNA, 3746 nt
Organism: Heterobilharzia americana
Lineage: Eukaryota; Metazoa; Platyhelminthes; Trematoda; Strigeidida; Schistosomatidae
Source: the annotation of a GenBank genome assembly
GAAGACGAAUGACGACAUUGGUGAUGGUGAUGUUGUUGACUUGUAUCCCAAGACCUUAUUUAUUUAUUUAUUUAUUUAUUUAUCCAACCUAUCGUGUUGAACAAAAAAGAUUGUUUCGUUUACCUUACUCUUUGCUCAUCUCUGCAAAGAAUAAGAAUUAUUUGUGAAGUAUAGAAUCACUCACCUGUUACUGCAAAAUUCAUUAGUAUGCUCACUGCAUCAAUUCGCCCUUAGCAAUAACAACAAAAGCAUACAUAAAACAGUAUUAAUAUAAAGUAAGACUGUAACACUAAUAUUGACAAUAGUUGGAAAACACUUAAGAACACUUUAUCUGAACAGUAUUACCUACCAUACAUUUUGAGAAAAGAUAAAACUAUGCUACUCAUUUGGAUAAUUACUUUGAUUGUAUUUUCUAGCCAACUCAUCCUCGUAAAUUCAAAUGAUAUAAUUUCACAUGUUGAUUUAAAUAAACAACACUCUGUGGAAGAAAAAGAUUCAAAUACGAAGGUGGUUUAUGAGGCAACACGAUCUGUAUGUUACGCUAAAGGUCAAGCCGUAGAAUGUUCACCACCAUUUACAAAUAUUGCUGAAAAUGCUGAGAUUAAGGCUACUUCAACUUGUGGAGAAUUCGGUCAAUCAGAAGAAGUAUGCAGUUAUACUAUGGGGCAUCGGAAGUGUGAAGUAUGUGAUACAGGUGGGAAAUUCGGUACACAUCUACUAACUGAUAGACAUCAAAUGAAUAAUGAGACCUGUUGGAUUUCAGGAUCUGUUCAACCGGGGGAUACAGUGAAUCUGACCUUAUCGUUAGGCAAACGUUUUGAAGUAUACUACAUCUCUUUACAACCAUGUGGUCAGUUGCCGGAUUCUAUUGCGUUGUACAAGUCAUCUGAUUUUGGUGUGACUUGGAAACCAUGGCAGUAUUUCUCAACAGAUUGUUAUCGAGCCUUUCGUCUACCUACUAGUAAUGAGCACAAUGCACAAAUCUCACUAGCAAACAUACAAGAAGUCUUGUGUGUUGCUCUGAAGUCCCAAGAGUCACAUGAUUCUCUGGGUCAGUCAUCAAAUGUUAUCGCAUUCAGCACAACUAUUGGACGACCGUCAACACAACCUUGGAGUUCAGCUUUAAUUGAUUGGAUGACUAUGACUGACUUGAGAAUCAGUUUGAUUCAGUUUCCAGAUUAUCGAGAUGAAAUUCAACAUGAUUCCAAUGGUUUAUUUUUAAAUCCUAGUUUGUUGAAACCAGCGAAAGUGUUUCGUGUCGGCGGUAGUGGCACUAAUGGUGGUUUUGGCGUAAAUCAUAUUUUGUCUGAGACUGGUACAUUGGAUAUGUCUCAGCAUCCAUAUCAGUCUGAUAUGCAUUAUUCAAAAACACCAAAGAAUAAAGUACCAGUUCAUUUUGCUUUUUCUGAUCUAUCCAUCGGUGGUCAAUGCAAGUGUAAUGGACAUGCUAACCGUUGUGUUAGAGAUCGAAUCGUUGAAACGACACCUUCAGUGACAAAUAAUAAUGACAAAAACAAAAAUGGUCACAUAAAAUCACAGUGGGGUCCUCUCAGGUGUGACUGUCAGCAUAAUACUGAAGGAACAGACUGUGAACGUUGUUCACCUGGUUACUUAGAUCGACCAUGGGGAAGAGGUACUUCAGAAUCUGCUAAUGAGUGCAAACGAUGUGAUUGUAAUUUACACUCUAACUCAUGCAUUUUUUCAAAUCAGUUAUAUCUCAUGUCCAUGAAGGUAAGCGGUGGUGUUUGUCAAGACUGUCAGCAUAAUACAGUAGGGAGAAGGUGUCAUAACUGCGCUACAGGAUAUUAUAGGGACUGGACAAAACCUGUCAGUCAUGAUCAAGUUUGUUUGGAAUGUCGAUGCCAUCCUAUUGGUUCAGUUGCCAAUCAACACUGUGAUCGUAAAACUGGUCAAUGUCCAUGUAAACCAGGUGUUAUUGGACAAGCGUGCAAUCGUUGUCAAGAUGGUUAUAAGCAAACACGUCUACCGGAUGCACCAUGUAUCAAAGCCACUGAACACUAUGCAUAUCGAAGAAAAGACAAUGAACCAGCAUCUCACUCCGUUAAAUCUCAGUCAACAAAGCCGGAACCCAAUGCCAAAUGUCCUCCAUGCGAAAGAAGUAAAAAGAGAAUAAGAUUUAAGAAGUUCUGUCGAUGUGAAGCGGUGUUUCGUGGUAUUGUCAAAUCUCGUGCAAUUCAUGGAAACUUAAUGCGUCUUGAAGUUGGCAUUCAAAAUACAUGGCGUAUUACUGGAACAGCUGAACACUUAUUGCCCAAAACUGCAUCACCAAAUCUACCAGCCUAUCGAGUUUGGCUACAACUUAAGAAUAAUCCAGCAGAUAAACGUCACGGACGUUGUCCAUGUCCAAAUCUUCAAGUCGGUCAAUCUUAUCUGUUCAUAACACAUUCACAUCAGAUGCCAUAUGGAGAUAGAAUGGAGUUAUUACUUGAUACGCAUAGUGUAAUAUUACCAUGGCGUGAAUCAUGGAGAAGACGAUUAAUGAAAUUUGUGCGUCGUGCCGCACGUGAAUCAUGUGACAGUGAAAAAGUUGAUCUUAAUGAAGAAUUGAAAAGAACACGUCGAGUACAAAGAUUACGUUUAGCAACAGAUUACUAUGCACCCAAUAAUCCAAUAGAUCAAUACAAUCGGAUGCAAAACCCAUCAUCUUACCAAUCAGAUAAGACGAAGAAAAUCAAUCGACCAUCAGCUUCCAAAAUAUAUAACUCUAGAGAUGCCAGCAUAUACUACCCACCUGAUAAGCAUAGAGCCCAACAUACAGCUUAUCAUAAUAUGUUUUCUUCAUCUUAUUCAAGUUGAUAAAUUCAAGUACAAAAAAACUAUUUCAUUAAUACAAGAAAAAGAUAAUGAUAAGUUAACGCUAGAUUUGGUAAUAAUUUGUGAAGUAACCAACAAAAAUAAUAAUAAAUAAAAUAAACUUUUCCUUAAAUCAAACACUAAUUACACCAGCAAAAUUUCAACUUUUUUCUUCUAGACAUUUUAUUGGAAAUUAAUUACAUCAAAUAGCCAUAUUUGAUAAAUGGGAAGUAGAUAACUGGUUCAAAAAAAAACAAUUUUUGUUUAUUAUUUGACAAGAGAAGUAGCUUUACAAAACAAAUAUUGCAUGCGACAUUAAAAUUACUCAUCAAUCCUAUAAGAUUGUCUUUUUCUCGUCAAAAAAAAAAAUUUUGUACAUUUAUACAAUAUUAUCAUUCAUGAUUUGUUCUCCUUUUUCUUUUUUUUACCAAUGAAUAUAUAAUUACCGUUACCACACAAUAAUUGAUUUAAAAUGGAAAUUAACGCUUUUAAUAAAAAAAAGCGUAGAAUAUAUAAGUAGUAAUUGAAAUCAAAUGAGCAAUAAUUUAACUUGUUCAUUAUACGUUAAGUGUUCAAUGAAUAUUGAUCAUCAAAAAUGAAAUGAUCAACUUUCUUGUAUAAGAUUUUUAUUUUAAAUGAGUAAGACACUGAGUUGAUAUAUUUAAAUUUGCUACCUCAAAUUCCAUGUUAUGUACUUUGCCAUUCUUUCUUAAUGUGUAUGUCUUGAUGUUUUAUUUUUGGGUUGUUUUUCUCAAUAAUUUAGCAUUAUAGUUUAUUAAAAUCAAAGUUGCAUUUCUUAACGACAUAAUUAUAUACUCAUACCCUUAAAAGUGACAUUUUAUUGUAUUAUUCAUCUAUUCACUAGUUUGUUCUGUUUCCUGCUGACAAAUAUACUCCUAUUCAAGUUAUGAUAAUAUAUAUAUUCAUUAUUA